CACUUGCAGCCACUACGCCAGACAGUGAGCUGGACUCUUGCACACUACCUCUUACGACGACCAUGUCACGGAUAUUCCCCUCUUCCUGGUUCGCAUUAUGGACCCUUUUUCUCGCCGUACUACCGACGUUUGUUCUGUCGCAUAUGAUCGAAGUCCCAGCGUCGAAAAAGGAAUGUUUCUUCGAGGACUUGCAUGUUAAUGACAAGAUGACCGUAACAUACCAAGUCGGAGGUGGAGGUCAUCUGGACAUUGACUUCUGGUUGACAGAUCCAGAGGGACAAGCAUUGGACAAGCGCAUAAAGCAGACCACCGGAACGGCUUCCAUGACUGCUGCCAAGGAUGGUCGUUACGAAUACUGCUUCUCAAAUCAGAUGAGCACCGUCGUAGACAAGAUUGUCAGCUUCAAUGUUCAUGGCGUGAUUUACGUCGACGAGGAUGAUACUAUUGCACCUAUUGAACGAGAGAUCCGGAAUCUCGCCCAGGGACUCACAUCGGUGAAAGACGAACAAGAAUAUAUUGUCAUUCGUGAACGAACACACAGAAACACUGCCGAAUCCACAAAUUCCAGGGUGAAAUGGUGGUCUAUUAUGCAGGCGGUAGUGUUGUUCUUGGUCGUCGCUUGGCAGGUAUAUUACUUGAAGUCAUUCUUCGAGGUCAAGCGUGCUUUCUAGAGGAUACGUAUUUGACAAUGCAUACUAUUUAUUCCCACCGU
This is a messenger RNA of Somion occarium, 712 nucleotides long. Lineage: Eukaryota; Fungi; Basidiomycota; Agaricomycetes; Polyporales; Cerrenaceae. The record is from the annotation of a GenBank genome assembly.